CUGUUGAUAUCAAUAUGGCGGUUGUCAACCAGACAAAGACAGUCAGUCUGAUGUGAUUGAGACAAGGGAGGUUUUCAGGGGGAGACUGGGAGACAGGGGCCUCCCCUCCCCCUUGUGCUCUUCCUGCGCGGCCUCAGCCCUCCCAGCCCCUCCCGACGGGCGCCCCACUCGGAAGACACCCCUCCCCCUCCCGCCUCCCUCCUCCCUACCCCAGCCCUUCGCACCGGGACGUUGGGGAGGGGGCUGUGCUGGGCGAGAGAACUCGGCGAGGAUUCGGAGAAUGGUAGAGAACACUGAUCAUCUCUGGAAAGGAUAUUGAUCCACCUCAUGUAAAGUAUGCUCAGUUCUUUUCCAGUGGUUUUGCUGGAAACCAUGUCUCACUAUACAGAUGAACCCAGAUUUACCAUAGAACAGAUAGAUCUGCUUCAGCGCCUUCGGCGUACUGGAAUGACUAAACAUGAAAUUCUCCAUGCCUUGGAAACUUUGGACCGGCUUGAUCAAGAGCAUAGUGACAAGUUUGGGAGAAGGUCCAGCUAUGGAGGAAGUUCAUAUGGGAACAGUACCAACAAUGUUCCAGCAUCUUCCUCUACAGCUACAGCUUCCACACAGACCCAGCAUUCGGGAAUGUCCCCAUCACCUAGCAACAGUUAUGAUACCUCCCCACAGCCUUGCACUACUAAUCAAAAUGGGAGGGAGAAUAAUGAGCGAUUGUCUACAUCCAAUGGGAAGAUGUCACCAACUCGCUAUCAUGCAAACAGCAUGGGUCAGAGGUCAUAUAGUUUUGAAGCGUCAGAAGAGGACCUAGAUGUAGAUGACAAAGUGGAAGAAUUAAUGAGGAGGGACAGCAGUGUGAUAAAAGAGGAAAUCAAAGCCUUUCUUGCCAAUCGGAGGAUUUCCCAAGCAGUUGUUGCACAGGUAACAGGUAUCAGUCAGAGCCGGAUAUCUCACUGGCUGUUGCAGCAGGGAUCAGACCUGAGUGAACAGAAGAAAAGAGCAUUUUACCGAUGGUAUCAACUUGAGAAGACAAACCCUGGGGCUACACUGAGUAUGAGACCAGCCCCCAUUCCAAUAGAGGACCCCGAAUGGAGACAAACUCCUCCCCCAGUCUCUGCCACAUCUGGGACCUUCAGACUCCGACGAGGGAGUCGAUUUACCUGGAGGAAGGAGUGCCUGGCUGUCAUGGAAAGUUACUUCAAUGAGAAUCAAUACCCAGAUGAAGCAAAGAGAGAAGAAAUUGCAAAUGCUUGCAAUGCCGUUAUCCAGAAACCAGGCAAAAAACUGUCCGAUCUGGAACGAGUUACCUCCCUGAAAGUAUAUAAUUGGUUUGCUAAUAGACGGAAGGAGAUCAAGAGGAGAGCCAAUAUCGAAGCAGCAAUCCUGGAGAGCCAUGGGAUAGAUGUACAGAGUCCAGGAGGCCAUUCCAACAGUGAUGACGUCGACGGGAACGACUACUCCGAGCAGAUACUUUAAUGGAGUGACUGCUCAGAUGGGUAAACUUCCUACCCUUCUUGAAACACCUUACAUGGGGACCUUUCAAGAUGGACCAUUGUAAGAGAUUUCUGCCUGUGGAUAACCCUGCCAGAUGAAAGCAGGUGAGGGAACACAGGAAUUACACUCCUACCUACCCUUCUAGUGCCAUUCAGUGCCAAUUAGACAGUUUCUUUCAGCGGAACUUAUGAUGUAGGAGUACCCCAUAAGACAGGUUUCUUCACAAUCUUUGUCCUUUAAGUGGCCCUUCACAGGGAAGGGACACCUAGGACAGACAGGCAGGGAGCCCACUUUAAAGUACCUUUCACCCCAACUAAGUUGAAAUGACCUCAAAAAAGACUUGGGAGAGGAAGAUCAGUAACACUGAAGUAUACAAAUCCAGUCCUCUAGUUCCUGAAAGAUUAUGGUUCAACAACGCCUGUUUUAGGUUCAGAUGUCUGGGUAUAUUUUUACCUCAAAGGGCAUAACACAUGAAAAAGUCACUGACUAUUGUUUCAGUUCUCCCUCUUUGGCCUUUGUCUUUAGGGAAUCUUGGUUUUAAAAACUUGCCUCUAGGAUACCAGUUGUCAGGCACCAAGUACAUCAGUUGAUCUGCCACUUCCUCUGUCUCUGCAUACCUCCUCUUCCAUUUUUCUAAGUGUUCUACCAUGGUGCCCUCAUCUUGAGUUGACUUUGCUAGGACUUUGAAUCUUCUGGCCACUGGCAAAGUGGGUGGUUGCAUCCAUCUCUGAACACAGAUCCCUCCUAUGAUGGCCAGCCACAUCAUCUCUGCCCACAACAGUGGGAAUAAGUUCUGUUUCACAAAUGAUUGCCCCCCAUCCUAAAAAUGUGAACCUCAAGCCCUUAUUCCCUUUGAUCUGAAGAAGGAUUUGGUUAGAAGUAGUCUUCCCAUUUAACUUAUGACUCUGCCUCUUAAAAUUGCCUUUCAUCUUUUGUUCAAAGAACAACCAGAGUAUUUUUUCCCAAUGAGUCUCAACAGAUUCUUAGGCAAUAAUUUUCCUUGUGGUUGAUGAUCUUGUGCUCAGUAGCUCUCCCCAUUUAAUAGUUCUGACCCUCCUACCUUUUGUGUUGAUUUCAUGUUAACCUCUGUGAUCGAAAUCCUAAGCCAGUGUGGUGGUAGAUUAUUGUCCUUUUGUUGUGAUUAUUAGUGAUGUUUGACUACUGUAUUCAUUGAGGCUGCAUCAAGACCAGCCAAAUCCAUUUAUAGCUUUACUGAGCCAAAUUUAUUUGUCAAGGUUUCCCAAGCGAAAGUUAGGCACAUGGACCAGCUGCUGGUGGUGUUUUGGGGGAGUGGGAGUGGGGUGGGAGGUCUAGGGCAAGAGUGGGUGUUUCAUGGGUAGAGUGUUCCUUUUUCUGUGUGCUCUUUAAAUAGCAAGGAUGUUUACUCAGGAUUUGGGGAUCACUUGUCAGCCAUAUUGAUUUUUGGCAAACUUAGCUGCAUGCCCUGAAGACCCUGUUACUGCCUCUUCAUUUCCAUAGCAUCUGGCUUAUGUACCCCAGGAAUACCAGCACUGCCCUGUGUGACGAUAGUGUGUAUCCUAAUGGGAGUGGAAGGUUUUCCCAGGAAGCAAAUGUGAGUGGCCAGCUUAUUUCGGAGGAUUUCAUGGUAGCAUGCUGUCAGAGCAGAGACCCUUUCUUUUUCUAUUAGGUGGUCUUCUUCAUUAUCCACUCUUGGCUUCAAAGAUGCCUAUCAGUUAACAAGAGAGAUUUCCCCCAAGAGAACUAACCGUAGGAAAGGCUACUGAGACACAGCACACCAACACCGGCUGCCUAAUGACACAAACUCGAGUGACACAAGGGCCAUUGUCAGUGCCCUUUCUCUACCCUGUCCUUGGCUCCUACUGGACUGAUGUUUGACUUGCCUCUCUAGAGUGCAACUUUGUUCAUAUCUAGGUACCUUCAAAAGCUGGAAGUUUGUGAAUUGAGAAUUUUCUAGGUCCCUUUUAUGAUUCUUUCUUGGUGGGGAUGAGAAAUCACAACAGAAAGAAACAAAGUUGACAAUAUGAGGAGUCCAGUUUCCUGUACCAGUUUCUUUUACAGUCAGUAAGGGGAGGAGAGGAGAGGAGAGGGCAUGUAGAUGGCAUGGCUUUGCAAGUCUGCAGGUCCCAGGACUUUUUCAUUCUUAACAUUUGGGCAGAACUAAAUGUAGCUGAUUUCAUUCGGGUGACACCUGACUAGCCUUUUGUAAUCUAAUCUGAGGGUUCGUCACACACAACCCACACCCCUCAGCCUCUAGCAGCAGGCAGGAGGACAUGUCAGCAGAGGAAGCUUUGCACUGCCCUCUGCUGACACCCCCGUCUGUGGCAAGUCUCAGCAGCGGUCCUCAUGCCUAGAGGCUGAACCUUGGUGCAGUGGCCUUGGCAGCGGGCAGUGGGCAGCAGGCGCACUCGCAGCUUGGUGUGUGCUUGGGAAGUUCUGAGAGGGCAGCUCCCUGACUCCAUUUUCAUUUUCUCUCUUUUCAGUAAGACUGGCUGUGUACAGCCAUGAUUAACUCACAGAUCCACAUUGGUGUGCUGUGAUCAAAUGAAGGUUUGCUGAAUCUUUUCAAAUUGUAACCAUGGUAAUUGAGGGGGUGGCAUAGAAUGAAUAUAUAAAAAUAUAAUGGCAAUUGUUCUGAAUGACUGAGUGUCCUCCUGACAUGUAAUUAGCUGUUUUAGCAGGAUGUAGAUUGGCAUGGUCAUAAUUAAGAGGAUUUCUGUCCUUUAUGUGAUUGAAAAUAGCAGAGUUCCCAUCCCUGUUCCCUUUUAGCACUAAUGCUCCCAAGAACAUUUGGAACAGCAACUCAGUAAACCAAAAUAAUGACACAGUAUUCAUGUCUCCCAAAGUAGAAGAGAAGGGUUUGGAGUUAUUUCAGUUCCAAAAUGGAAGCUACUGAUUGUUGCUCACCAUCUGACUUCUAGUUUGUUGAAACUUUUCUUGCAUCCAAUUUCAACCUGCUUCACCUGGGACAGAAACCACAGUUGGAAUCCCCGCUGCCAGCCUGGGAAGGCCUGGGGCUCCCUGCGCCCACUUGCUGGCUGUCCCACCUGAUGCCUUGCUGGCCUGCUUAGUGACAGCCACAGCCUCCUGGUAUUUCCGUUGCCAUCACCAUCCACUGUUCACCACACGGAACUUCAGAGUCCACUAGCGUCUUCCUGGUUGGAUCCUAAAAUCCAGAGCAGACAGUGUGAGUGGAACAUGGGCACCUGUGGUAUCUUGAAGUCACAGUGUGGAAGGACUCGUGAAUGUGCCCAGCCUCUCCCACAUCACUCUCAGCAGUUGCCAGCCUCCCCGUGGCAAGUGCCUUCUUACGUGACUCUGCCGCGUCAGUUGUCUCCUCACACUUCUGAGGCCGUGUCCUCUCUCCCCGCUGCACCUGUCCCCUGCUCUUCUUGUGCUGAAGGGCCAGUCACACUGGACAGGAGCUGAGACUCGCUGGCCUUUCCCUAGAACGGAGUUGGUGCAGGAGCCAUCAAGAGCAGGUCAGCAGGAACGCCGCAGCCAGCAGUGCCACGGGCCUCUCACCACCGCAUCCUCCCCUAUGCUCUGGAGUCACACAGCGGGAGCCUGGGGCCACUUGCCUCGUCCUUCCCAAGGCUGGACACUGCAGGACUGGUUAGUAGCCCCUGAAGAAAACUCAGCGCUGGCUUUUUUCCCAUCAUCUUUUACUGUUCGUCCUUCUACAAACCUUUCCCUCCACCUCAGAAGCAACCCUAGCCUUGCUGAAGUGCUAGUUACACUUCCAUUUCCUGAGGAUGCUGAGAGGCGGCCUGCCUGUUUAGAACUGUCCUCUUCCCCUGUCCCCAGACAGAGUUCAGAAGGUUUUUUUGCCUUUGGAUUCUUCCAUUUUCAUUCCUCCCAAAAUACCUACUAUGAAAUAGAUAGUAGUUGGGCUAGUUCAGGGGAGGUCCUGUGGAAGGUUUUAUUCAGCACUUUGUAAAUGCCACCUUACCCCACCACCACACACACGCACGUCUGCAGCCACUGAGGCCGCUCUUUGGGAUCUGUCGGUCUCUGUGACAAUCGGUUAUGGGUUUAUAACCCCGAAGAGCAGAGCAUCCCGUGUCUUGUUUUCCCACCUACUGACCAGUGCCUCUGCUUUAGAGCCUGGAGUCCGCCCUGGGACGAAUUCCUGAGGACUGCCCAGGGCUGCACGAAGACAGCCAGCACACAGGGACCUCCUGACGGAAGCUGCUGAUCCAAGCUAGGGAUCCAAGUCCCAGAAGUGCUGCUUACAAAGAAGUGACCCUGAAAAGACACUGCCCUUCCCAGAUGGUCCCAGAGGCUCUUCUGUGAUCAGACAACCCUGCACCAGAUAUUCCUGAACCACCAGCAGCCCACCCACCCCCAAGAAAACCCACUCACCAGGUCAGCGAAGACGAGUGCUCGCCAAGUCUGUACUUUUUGGAAGAAAACAGCAAAAGUCAAUCGUCCUUGUGAGAAUCUAGGGUGAGACCAUGGCAGUGCCAGAGGUGUGCACAGCUCCCCCGGCACUCAGCGCGUAGUAGCAGCUGACACGCGCACGUGUCCUGGCUCUGGACCAGGCGUCCACGCUGCCACUGUGGUCCUCAGGGAGGCCCACAGCCUCCCCUGGGCAACAGCACCUGAGCUGCCGCCAGCCAGGCGGGUCUCCAGCGCAUGCGCCGUCUCAGUAGGGGCAGAGCGGAGGUGGACCCUCACUGCUGCUCCCUGAAGUCACGACUCCCAGCCUGCUCCCGUUCUCGUGGAACCCCACUGGGCCACCUUCUCUGUGAGCUGAAAUCCCUCUGACGUGGAGGGGACCCCACAACCCAGCCUUUCUCCACAGCCCUCCCGAGGCUGCCUCCUGGGUCAGGGAACGAGGCGAGGCUCCGCAGCUCGGGGCGUGCAGAGCGCAUGUGAGUGGGUGCCGAGCACCUGGCCACAGUGCUUGCCCGUGCUCAGCAAUGGAGGCAGAGGGCAGGGCACACCCAGUGCUGCCCUCCGCUCAGCGCUCUCAGCAUCUUCUUUGGUUCCUGUCGUGAGCAACGUGGGUUUGCUCCGCCCACCCCUCAUCCUGCCAUCCUCUCCCCGUAGUCCUGACUGGAGGUGGCGGUGUGUGGACGCUGGGCUCUGGUGUUUGGUCUCUGCCCUGCCUUGCGCCCUUCCUGGCUCCUCAUAAGCCUUAACUGGCCCUUAAGUAGCAGCUGCGUGGAGAUGAACCCAGAUUUAGGACCAGCAGAGAACUCUGGUGUCCAGAAUCCAGGAAAGAUUGAGCUGCCUUGGGGUAGCUGGGUGACCUGCCAGAGUUCACAUCGGGGCUCAGUGACCAGUUGGGAACACUGAAGAGACAGAGGCUCCAGGCAGACCUGAAAAUUCAGCUAACUCAAAUUCUGUCCCCUCCCUUUCCAGCUUCUCCCUAUCACUCUUGACAGGUUCCCCAGGCUAUGGUCAUGUCACUGUCUCUCUUCUGACCUGUGUCACAUCGUAGGCAUCCUUGAAGCCCAAGAGAGAGAAAGCAGGAGCAAGACCACAGCUGUGGGUGAUCCCUGUGCAGCCCCCCAGAUCUGCCGGUCGGGGCUGCCUGUGAGUUAGCUGGCUAGGGUGUCUGUUACCCAGCCCUCACCCCCCAGAAACACCCUAAUGUGGAGGGAAAGGGUAUGUGUGCCUUUUAUUUUUGUACUGAUCCAGAUUUUGCUUCUCUGGUGGUUGUUGGGUGUCAUGGAAGUUCAGGAUGGGGGCCACAACGGAGUCCAUGGCAGAGACGAGUCUCGGGCUUGUGUUUGGAGACGUAUUCCUUCCUCUAGGACUUGCCAGCAUCCCAGCACUUCCAGCUGGAGUCUGACUGGUCUUGUUUGCGGCUUGGAGCACAGAAACCUCUCCCAUUUUUGCUUUAUUGGAACUAAGAGCUCAGCAUAAAUUUGAGUGUCACUUUUCUACUUCAUCAUUCCCUGAAGCUAUUAAACUGGAAACAGAGCAACAUCAGUGCUGCCUCAUGUAAACCUCCGCCUCUCACGGAUGCCACACUGACCGUUCUGUGUUGGGGCCAGAGCCAGGGGCAGUGCAGGCCACCGGGAAGGCCAAGCCAAAGCACCAGGGUGAACGUGGUUUGCUUUCCACACCCUGGAAGCUCUGGUGAGGCCUCUCCUUCCUGUCCUUUGGUUUGAGCAGAAGCCACGAGGAGCUUCGUCCUUUCCUGGUAGUUCCUGUUGGCCCUGUGUAGCACGUCUGGGCACCUGUGGGUCAGCCUGCUGCCUUGGUGGCUGUGGAGUGGGGACCUGGAGAGGCUCUGCCAGCCCCUGAGCCCUGCAUACGUCCCUGACUUCUUCACACCUCCUGGCUGCAAGGUAGGAUGCGCUCUGCCAGAAGGUGCCAAGAUUGUGGCGGUGGCCGGCCCUGGAAGAGCCCGCUGCCUUCUGAUUUCCCACGGGCUCGCCUUCCCAUAGCCAGGAGCAUGCUGGGUGUGCAGUUACCUUUCCAGGACAGAUUCUUAUUUAUGUUUAAGUGCCUAAGCAAGUUACCUCUGGAACCUGCCAGAGUCAGCCUGUGCCCUGUCCUUUCCACCCUGCACCUGGCCCUCGAGUGGCAUGGGCUGGCUGCCCCUCCCUACUGUCCCUGCUGUUCUGCAGGCAGAACCACCCCAAGGGUAAGCAGGGAGGAGAGCUCUUCCUGUCCGGCAGACUGACUUUGUCACUGUCCCCUGUGCUUCUUUCAUUGGUGUGCUUAUGGUCUCGGUUCAUAGAGGACCUUGAGGAGUCUGCUUAGCCAUCUCAGUGGCUCCUGAGUGACAGGGACUGGAGAGCAGGACUGCCUCAGAGUGGAAUCUGUCUGGCAGCAGUUGGAGGAUGCGCCCAGACCAAGAAGGCAGAGGGACGCAAGCCCAACCCGAGCCUGGGGCUUCACCCUCUGCUGGAUGGCAGGGAGCAGGGUGCCUGCUCACCAAGGCCGCAGUAGGGCGUAGAGCAAGAUCCAGCGUGCAGCUUUGCAAGCGAGUGUGAGGUUGUUUGCUUCUUUAGAGUGAUGUGUGACCUAGCUACGGGGCCUUUAUUCCGGGUGAGUGUAGGACAGGUGUGUGUGACCGUGCUCUGUUCAGAUCCCAUUGCUAAGCAGCACACAGAUCUGUGGGCGCAUGGAAAGGUUUUGCAAAAUGGAACAAUCCAUACUCAGGCACUUUAUUUUCAUUAAUAACCCAGCAUUUUCGUUCAGGCCGUGUAACAACCCGAGCACUGCACAUUCACACGUGGCGUGUGGGCGACUGUGCUGGUGGGGUUCUGCCAGGAAGGGCAGGGCAGGUGGCAGGGGUGGGCGUCACACCAGAGCACUACCCCGCUGUGGUGCAGACCAGGCUUGUCUGCAGGGUGAAGCCACACAGUCCCAGGGCAGCAGCAUCGUCCUCCAAGGCCCUGCCUAGCGGUGGCAGUGGCGGUGUAACUGAGCAGAGAUGUGCAGGUGGGGCAUGAGGAGAGGUGGGGCCCGGCCUCCCUCCCCUUCCCUGCACUGAACACGCCAGCAAGAGCAGAGGCUGAGGAACGAGGUGUGCGUCGCACAACAUGCGCUUGUUUGACGCUGGUCGUGGGCCAGGCACUAACUGGCAUGGCAGGUCACAUAAGAGGGCCAGCAAGUGAUGCCUAAUGGCCUGAUGAGAUGCCACAGGCCAGAGGAUUCCCCAGAGCAUUCCGCAGCCACCAGUUGGGGGCCAGAUGGGCCGUGUGGGAUCCUGCCACGAGGGGGGGCAGCACGCCCCUCCUGCCUUGGCCGUGGUGUGUCUUAGUCUUUGUGUUUCCCUUUCGUCCCCUGUCUGUCCCCAUCUUGUGCACCAUGUGUCCCUGAGGGCAAGUCACACCUGUGUCUGAGUCUGCUGUACGGUGUUCAGUCUACCUCAAGGGUCACCAUGGUAAGCUCUGUCCACAUGACUCCUCCUCACGCGCCACACACUGGAAUGUAUGUCUCCCUGCCCGCCCGCCCGCCCGCCCUCCAGACCCCCGACCCCGUGUCUCCUAUAAUCACAACUCCUAGUGCAAAUUGGAUGCUGCUUUAAAUGUGAAAACAAUUGUUCAAAAGCUAUAAAACCUGAAUGAAAGCUAAAGCUGAAUUUAUAAGCCUUGUUGCAUAUGAGCCAAAAGUGCAAAAAGCUCUAUAUACUGAACUAACCUGCCACUCGUAUAAAUAUAAAUAUAUAUAAAUAUAUUAAAAUCAGACUGUUCUACAAAAUUGUGUAUUUGUAUUUUUGUGUACGUACAAUUUUCUGCUAAGCAGAAGGAGGAUGUAGAAUAGGAUGCUGUGAGAAGAGAUUUGGUUUAAUCCCGUUUCUUUGUUACUUAUUUUUGUUAACAUCAGAUGCCUGUCCUUGUCUUCUGUGUUGACACUGUUUGGAAAGCUGCAGCAUCUCUUCCUUAGGGCCAGAGUCCACGGGAGAAUGAAGUCUGGGACUUAGGAGCUGCCAUGGCCACCCAAAAGGGAGUGGCUCUGGAAGCCCCGAGGGAACCCGGAGCCGCCCGCGGCCUUUGGUGGCAUGGAGGGAGGGGAAGGCCCGGGCACCACAGACCAGGCAUGGCAUUCUGACUUGCCUCUGGGAAGCAAAUCCCGCUUCUAGAAACCAACUUCCCAGCAGAACGUCAGAUCCCUCUAAUACGGACUCUGUACUGGGUCCACAGGGGCCACGCAGGAGACCUGGGACGUGGGGACAGGACCUCUAGUUUCCGGGCCAUCGGUUUGCCCAGGAAGCAGCAGUGGCCCCACCCGGCUGGGUGCCCAGCUCCCCUCCAGAGUAGUCGCUGCCUCUUUCGGGCCAGGUUUCCACAUACCUCCCCCGUGGAGCUGCCCAGGCUUCUGCACCAGACCUCCAGCCCACGCCCUGGGGCAAAGCCCACUUUGCCGGUGCUAAACACAAGAGGGGGUUCAGGUGGCCACCAGUAAAGACCAGAGCCCACCCACCAAAGGUCAGGCGGAAAGUCGCGCUCCGGUGCCCACUGCUGCCCGCCCACCGCAGCCCCCCAGUCCCUUGCUGGGAAGUGUCCCUAGGGAGAGCGAUGCUGCAGCUUCUCCUGUAGGACUCGGUUCACGACAGUGUGUGACGACUGUAGCAAGCAGCCCUUGUUUCUGGAUGUAAAUGGUCAAAGAAACAAGUGCUCUGUUGUAUUGAUUAAAAUAGUUCCAAUGAGUCCUGUUUCCUUGUAUCUCCUAUUCUGGAUUAGUGCCUUUUGGACAGUAGACUGUUCUGUAAUUAAAAUGUAGUAUACUGCUUUUUUGUACAGUUUUGUUUUAAUAAAACUUUUUUUUAA
This is a messenger RNA of Sciurus carolinensis (gray squirrel), 10706 nucleotides long. RefSeq names its product homeobox containing 1 (gene Hmbox1). The transcript has 10 exons. The record is from RefSeq and is a predicted model, not a curated record. The coding region runs from base 337 to 1470 and encodes 377 amino acids. Gene Ontology annotation, cellular component: nucleus. Gene Ontology annotation, molecular function: double-stranded telomeric DNA binding. NCBI's taxonomy places the organism in Eukaryota, Metazoa, Chordata, Mammalia, Rodentia, Sciuridae. Gene Ontology annotation, biological process: positive regulation of DNA-templated transcription.